AUGGUGACAUGCAGCAUGAGUAAUGUUCAUCUCCCCACAGGAACGUCAUCAUGUCAGGUGAUCAUUAUUCCAGCCAACACCUUCCAAGUGUUGCCCUGCAUGCUGCGCUCUAAUCUGGCUGAGAGGACAUGGGUGUUCAGCGAGAGUUCGGGUCACUUCCAUUACCCCAGUCCAGAGGGGGGGCUGGUGGUGGUGGCUCAGGCUGACCAACAGGAGACCUAUGAGUGCUGGUCUGUGGAGGAAGGUUUCCGACAGCUACUGGCAAACUACUGCGUGAGGGGCGAGGCCAAACACGAGAGCACCACUCAGAUGAGCCGCACACGGGCGCCAGCCAUGUCACAGGAUGAGUUUGUCAUCCUGCCUGAGGCUCGCUCCCCUCAGAUCAAUACCAAGACCUACUGGAACGAGCUAAUCGUAGUGUGUGCCCUCUUGGCCUUCUCCCUGCUCGUCUUUUCCCUGUUUGUGGUGUACAGGCACCGCGACCACAUGAAGUCCAUGCUCAAGGAGGGCGAGUGCCCCAACAUGCAACAGAAGAAGCCCAGAAUGGUGGUGAAGCCCGCUGAGAACAUGCCACUCAACGGCAACGCGGUGGCCGCCUCGGUGACGGAUCACAAGGGCUACCAGACACUUCACGACAACUACAUCUGUGGCCCGCCGUCGCAUGAGUACUCGUCGCCUGACAACAGCAAGAGCUUCUCAGAGGCGGAGAAGAGGCCUCAGAACUUACAGGAUAGCCGAGUGGAGAUCUCUCCUACCAGCCCACGGCCUCGAGUCAGACUGGGAUCGGAGAUAAAAGACUCGGUGGUGUAAAGAUUCACCAGGAGGGACACCUUUUAAAUGAAUACAAGUGAAAAGGCACCUGCUGAAAGACUCCUGGGCGAUUGGAGGGGUGGGGUGGGGGGGGUCAUCACAUAACUUUUGCACUUUGUCCUCAUUUGUGCUGUUCCUGUGGUUCAUGAACAUUUCUUUUUAUGCAUUCACAGCGCACUGACCGCCUUCAGACUUUUGGUGCUCACAAUAUAGCUCAAAAACAGAAUGUAAGUCGUGCUUGCAAAAACCUCCGCCAAGGCCAAGUUUGCACUGUGCUAAACAGCUCCCAUGACAUAAUGGGGGCGGGGAACUAUAUAGUAUACCAUUCAGGCCCGCAAUGCAAUUCUAAAAACACAAAUAAACCCCACAAAUGCUCAUUUUAUAUAUAUAUAUAUAUAUAUAUAUAUAUAUAUAUAUAUAUAUAUAUAUAUAUAUAUAUAUACACACACACAUAUACACACACACACACACACACACAGUAAAAUGUAUUGAUCUGAAUAUAAGUUGAACCCUCUUCUUCAAGACCCAUUUUUGGAAAAAUUUUCAGCAUCUCAUCAUCUCUCGAGUUCACAAGUGUUUGUGUGAGUGGCAUUAACAAAAGCUCUGACUCGCUUGGGGCCACCUAUACUUAAGGUUCCCCUACCCUUGUUUUAGAUGAAAACAAGAGCAGAGCAGAGCAGAUAAAAAGAGCACAGCUAGACUUUUGUAGUGUGACCCUGCAGUCCGUCCUUAAUAGUAAUACUUUGAAGAGAGGUAGUCAAACAUGUCCACACUCCCAUUUGAUACUUUUCAUCGGGGGGGUUUUUGUCAGCCUGUCAGCCAGUAGGAGCCUACCCACCACUGAGGCUAUGCACUAUCUACGGUACUGUAGCAAGGUCAACUCGCAGCACAUUAUUUAACAAUAGAGCAACAAACAUCAGAGGCAAAACAACAAAUUAUAUCACAUGAACCCAAAAAAUCCAGAGAAACAAAGUAUUUUAAAAGUGGGACAUACAUCAUAAGAACAACAUACUGUAUAACAUAUAAAGACACCAAGAAUGAUCAGUGUGUGAAGUCUUGACUUUUUCCUGUUUUUUUUCUUUCACUAAAUAUGUGAUGAAUAAAAUGAAUAAACAGGGAAGAAAAACCUGUUUCAGGUAUCAAGAUAGGCAGUCUAUGCAAAAGCACUUCGUAUGAAGUGAAGGGAUAAACCAUACAAGUAAGCACAAAGACGCUAUCACUUGAGGAUCAAUGGCACUGCAAAUAAACACAUGAAUUAUAUUUUAACUAUCACUAAAAGAGUCAAUUAUAGCAAUUCUUCAUCUAAGCCAGAGUCUGGAUAUUAAUAUUUUGUGGCCAAAUGUGUCUCUUUCAUGUUCACAAAGGGAAAUAAUACAUGUUUUAUAGUCUUCAUCUAGUUUGAAUGUUGUUAUUUUAUGAAUGGAAACUCCCUGCUUCUUGCUUAAAUGGUCUUCAACCCAUCAAAGAAAUAACUUAUAUUCUUAUACACAUAAAGUUAUGUAUUUUACUAAUUAAUUCUCUCCAAAUCAGUCAUCAAAUUGGGCAUAGGCAUUGCCAUUUUUUUAAUUGAUACACAGAUGCAAAGAGAUUUAUGCACAAGAUUUUGAGAAGCCUUUGUGUUUUGUUGCAAGGCAUGCACCUGCCUUUGGGGACGUGGAUAAUGCCUUGUGAGACUAAUCAAGAGAUGUGCCUCUUGAGAUCAUGAAACUAACCAGGUAACUCAGACACAAAAAGUGGUUUAAUAUUGUCACCAUUGUGGGCUCAUGAGUUUGAGUGCUUUUUCUUGUUUUGUUUUGUGGCUUUAACGUCCAUCAAGGCACUCAAAUCUUUGUUGUGUAGCAAACAAAUAACCACUGGGUGAUUUGAAUAUGUCAAACACAGAUAAGCAUAGUAUUAAUUUCGUAUGAAUCGCACUGCAAAACUGUCUUUGUGUGGGUCUAAUCAAUCGUGCAGACGAUUUCCUGCUUUGACUGUUAUUUUCCAGAAAAUAAAAAGGCAGCUGUGCUAGUGUUCAUUUCAUUAGAAAGGCCAAUUACAGAACAACAAAAAAAAAGAUGUGGCAGAGCCAAUUUAGUAAAACAAGUUACAAACGCUCUUUGAAAUGUAGUGUGCUCUCUCCAAAUGAACCACUAUAGUCAGUUCUUCGAAAUGUGACAUGUAUUGUAACUAAAAAAACAGCUCUUUAUGUACAAUUGUUUUGUAAAUUCAGCUGCCUGUGUACAAAAGAAAAUGUAUUUUUUGUAUCAUACAUCAUUUUCUUCUCAUUUUUUGUAUUGCAUAUAAAAAAGGCACUUUAUUUUAUUUUUUCCAAAUAAAGC
Messenger RNA from Dunckerocampus dactyliophorus (ringed pipefish), 3128 nucleotides. RefSeq names its product semaphorin-4B-like. NCBI's taxonomy places the organism in Eukaryota, Metazoa, Chordata, Actinopteri, Syngnathiformes, Syngnathidae. The transcript has a single exon. The coding region runs from base 1 to 810 and encodes 269 amino acids. The record is from RefSeq and is a predicted model, not a curated record.